GCAGGGGCUGCCUCCCGGCCCUCCAGCAACAGCGGCGGCGGCAUCAUCCUCAGCCCUGGCGAUGCAGGCACCACCCCCCGCCCCUGGUGAGCCGCAGUGCUCCAGGAGGGGCCCCCGCUAGCCCCUGCCCAGCCCAGCCCGUGCAUUCAGCUCCGGCGAGGAAGGGAUGGGCGUGAGGGCAGCUGUUCCUGUCCCCUGCUCAGCAGCAGCAGCAGGAGAGUCAAUGCGGCAGCCUCCCCACUGAAGGAGCGGUGGGCAAAGCCAGUGCGUUGACUGAGGACAGUGUGAAGCUGCCCUCCGCCUCCUGCCCCUCUCCCGCUUGCAUUGCCUGCUCUUGCAUUCAUCCCGUUAGGAACACCCCAGCCCCUGGAUCCCCUCUGCAAGGCUCAGCCAUGGGGGCGCUGACCAGCAGGCAGAACGCAGGGGUGGAAGAGGUGGACAUCCCUUCUAAUUCAGUCUACAGAUAUCCUCCUAAAUCCGGGAGCUACUUUGCCAGCCAUUUCAUCAUGGGAGGUGAGAAGUUCGACUCCACGCACCCGGAGGGCUACCUCUUUGGAGAGAACAGCGACCUGAACUUCCUGGGAAACAGACCUGUAGUGUUUCCUUACGCCGCCCCACCCCCACAGGAGCCUGUGAAGACACUCAGGAGUUUAAUCAACAUCCGCAAGGACACUCUGCGUCUAGUCAAGUGCACGGAGGAAGUGAAGACCCCUGGCGAGGAAAUCAGCAAAGCCAAGGUCCGCUACAAUGUGGAGUUCACCUUUGACACUGAUGCGCGAGUGGCCAUCACCAUUUAUUACCAGGCUAUCGAAGAAUUCCAGAACGGAGUAGCCAGCUACCUCCCCAAAGACACCAGCUUGCAGUCAGAGACAGUUCAUUACAAACGAGGGGUGUGUCAGCAGUUCUGCGUCCCCUCCCACACCGUCGAUCCUUCCGAAUGGGCAGAAGAGGAGCUUGGCUUUGACCUGGACCGAGAGGUGUAUCCCAUGGUGGUGCAGGCAGUCGUGAACGAGGGAGAUGAGCACCUUGGCCACUGCCACGUACUGCUAGCGACGUUUGAGAAGCAUGCAGAUGGUAGCUUUUGUGUGAAGCCCCUGAAGCAGAAACAAGUGGUGGAUGGAGUUAGCUACCUCCUUCAGGAGAUCUAUGGGAUCGAGAACAAAUAUAAUAUACAGGACUCCAAGGUGGCUGAGGACGAGGUGAGCGAUAACAGCGCAGAGUGCGUGGUCUGCCUCUCGGAUGUGCGGGACACUCUGAUUCUACCCUGUCGCCAUCUUUGCCUCUGUAACACUUGUGCGGACACCCUGCGUUACCAAGCCAACAACUGCCCCAUCUGCAGGCUGCCAUUCCGAGCCUUGCUCCAGAUCCGAGCAAUGAGGAAAAAACUUGGCCCUCUCUCUCCAACCAGCUUCAGCCCAAUCAUCGCCUCCCAAACUUCUGAUUCUGAGGAGCACUCGUCUUCUGAGAACAUCCCUCCUGGUUACGAGAUAGUGUCUCUCCUGGAAGCUCUGAACGGGCCUCUCACUCCGUCCCCGGCCGCCCUUCCGCUGCACGGGCUUGGGGACAGCCACGGGGCAGGGGUGCUGCCGUCGUAUAGCAGUGACAGCCACCUGCCUCCCAUCAGGACGCUCUCUCCCCUUGACCACUUGUCGGACUGCAGCAGCCAAGGGCUCAGACUCAAGAAGAGCCUGUCAAAGUCAGUUUCCCAGACUUCCUCGGUCCUGCACGAAGAAGAAGAUGAGAAGUCUUGCAGCGAAUCGGAAAUCAGGAUUUCCAGGAGGAAGUCUCCUUAUCAGCAUGAGGAGGAGUGUGGUGUGACACCGGAGAGCGAAAACCUCACCUUGUCCUCCUCAGGAGCAAUAGAUCAGUCUUCGUGCACAGGAACCCCUCUCUCCUCCACCAUCUCCUCCCCAGAAGAUCCUGGCAGCAGCAGCCUGGCCCAAUCCAUCAUGUCCAUGGCCUCCUCCCAAAGUCAGCACUCCCAGAUCAGCACUGACACCAUGUCUUCCAUGUCUGGCUCCUAUGUCGCUCCGGGCACAGAGGAAGAGGGGGAAAUGUUCCCAUCCCCUGCUGCUGCCAGUGGGAUUCCUUCAGAAGGAGAGUCAACUCCUGUGGAAUCUCCAGAUAGGAAUUUUGUCAGUAUCCCUGCGGAGGAGCAAGACUCAGAGGGAAACGAUGUCAUGGAGGAAGAGGACGGAUCUCCCACCCAGGAAGAUGGCCAGAGGACAGGUGCUUUCCUAGGUAUGGAGUGUGACAAUAACAAUGACAUUGACAUCGCGAGCGUGAAAGCGCUGGACAAUAAGCUGUGCUCUGAGGCCUGCUUCCCUGGCAUCAAGGGCUCAGAUGACAACGCCCUGACCCGCAGGCCUGCCCAGAGGCACCGUCUGUCUUCCAGCAACAUCAGCCUGGAAGAGGAGGAAGAUAUGCAGUGCAUGGCGGGCCCGCUGGCUGUCUGAAGAGACUCCACCCUCUCUGGGACUGCAUGCUCAUUCCAGCAUCACACUGGAGGGAGGGCAAAGCCCCCCCCAACCACCACACUUCCCCAGCACUAAAGAAAUGCAGAGCAGCAGCUCUGUGGGCAUUAACACCUCAAAUCCAGCUGAUGUAGCGAUACUGAUUUUUACACAAUUGAACCUGGACGUCUCAUUGCUCCUCUCUGUGGACCCUUUCCCGAUAUUUAUGCUAAGACAAACUGGGCUCACCGUGAUCGCAGCGGAAGGGGUUUUGUUUGAAUUAAGGAGGAGUGUGAAGCUUUCCAGCCGCCUCCUGACAUCUGCCCACGUGCUGAAGCCAAAGGCUACACCCACGCACUCCUGGCCCCUUCAGUGUGGUGACCAGAGAAUAGGGGAGGAAAAAGCUGAUGUUAUGCUCCCUUCCUCCACUCCUGCCUCUUCUCUCCAGUCUGCACCGAUACUUUGAGCCUCUAGCUUCUUAGCUGGGCCCCAGGGCAGUGCUGAAAGGUCUGCGUGCAUGACCCCGCAGGAGAUGUUCCAGGGCAGGAGGUCUGCAUGAUGUUGAGGGCCUCCCUCUGGGGAAGUAGGAGAGGGGAACAAGCAUUCCUCUCCGGGUUGGAAAGGCAGGCGCUGUCUGCACUUGGUGGUUGGUUGAGAGAGGAACAUGACUGGGAGCAAGCCUGGCUGCCCAUGGGCAGGCUCUCCCUCCCGUGUCCAUGUGCAUGUAGAGGCACUCACAAUUAGCUCACAUUCAUCUACCUCGCAAGCGUGCAGUAUCCACCUCGCUCGCUCAGCUGCACUCACGCUGCUGGUGUAAGUUUCCCCUGGCCUGAGCCACGUAAGGCUAAAUCCUGAUCUCAUCAGAGUCAGUGGGAACGUGGCCAUUGCCUUCAGUGAGACCAGGAUUCAGCUGCCCGUGCUCGUGAUGAGCCUCUGAGGGGCAGGUUCACACACACCCAUGGGCCCAUCUGUGCUGGUGCAUGCAAGCAGAUGAGCUUACAAAUGAGGGCUGGCAUACCUGAGUAGGUGCACUUAAGCGUGCAAAAGACCGUGCAUAUGUAGGCUUAUAGAAUCAUAGAAUAUCAGGGUUGGAAAGGACCUCAGGAGGUCAUCUAGUCGACCCCCCUGCUCAAAGCACGACCAAUCCCCAACUAUUUUUUUAUUGCCCUAGAUCCCUAAAUGGCCCCCUCAAGGAUUGAACUCGCAACCCUGGGUUUAGCAGGCCAGUGCUCAAACCCUUAUGUACAUGGCAGCGUGCAUGGACCCUGAAGCACGUAUGUGCAUGUGGUUGUGAGUGCAUAUUCACGUUUGCCUAGCCCUCCCUUGCCCUGCCAAGUGGUGAUGUUUUACCCUGACACCGACCCAUGAGGGUCAAGCCUCCAAAUUCAUGCUUUAAAUGCGGCUGAUUUCACACCUUCAAAAUAUCCCCUCGGUCCCCCUUACCCUCCUCCCUCUGCCAUCCUGCGGCUCCAGGCCUUUCUUCCUUCCACAAAACCAACCCAAGCAAUAACCCAGCUCCCCCACUCUGAGCCGUGACUCAGCAAGACAUCAGAGGAAGGGCAAUUAUUGGCCUGGAGGUGGGGGCUCACUUCUUAAUCUUCAGUCCUUGCUUCUGUCUGGUACUUAACUAGAGGAUCUGGGGCAGGGAAAUGGUAACCUAGUUCCCUACAAUGAAAGCCACGGCAGGGGCCCAACAGCCAGCUUCUUGGAGACAGUGAAGGGACUUUUCCACAUCGUCCUCCAAACUGCUGCCAUGCUGGCUCCAUUCGUCUCAGCUGGAGGGGGCUCAGCCCCUGCCGAUGCCCCUCUCUCCGGAACAAUUGCAGGGACAAACUCAGUCCCUUUCUUUAUUCCUUCUCUCUAAAGCACCUUGCCGAGAGCAUCGGCAAACAAGGACAUGUGCACUGCAUGUCCCCCCGACCUCCCACAGCUGGUACUGUUCCUCCCACUCCUCUGCCACUUUUCACUCCUCGGUUUUCCUUUCGAUUUCUGGGGGUACUGGCCUGACCUGUUAGUCUUGGAGCAGCAUGGCAAAGGGCACAGACUGAGCCUGGGGGUGGGGGGGGGGCUUUAAGAAUGCAGGAUAAGGCGGGGCAAAGCGUAGCAGACCCCCAAGCGGGCUGUGGCAUGAAGUGAACAGGCUGCAACCAUUCAGCUUGUCCUUGGGACAGAGGGAAGGCCUGGGCUUCUCCCGCAGUUACCCAGGGGCCCUUUGAGAAGCCCGAGGGCAGGUGCAGAUGGGAUGCCAUGAAUCAUCUGACUCUUUGUUAUAUUCCCUACCUGAAAUACUCCUCAAUAAAACCACUGCGGCAAUUGACAGUAGUAGUCGUCGUAGCUUUUUGGGAGUUGGAGCCUUUUGGCCCAUUGCUGUAGAAUACAAGAGACAGAUGAACCAAUGGCAGACAGCCCGCUCUCGCUCUGUUUUCUCCAUGCUACAGCUGGGUGUCCAGUGUGGGCUGAGCAUGAUGGAACCCCCCUUUCUGGGGUCUCGGUUCUUUCCCGCAGGAGGAGGAGGGUGGCCAGACCCGAGGUCAUGCAUGUCUGUGAUUCUCACUGUGCAGAGCCCAGAGUGAUCCUUGGAGCAGAACGCGGGUGGCACGAUCCCAAUCUGCAACUGCGGAGUGAUUCUAUUCCUGCGGGUGCAUGCACCAGGGUGCGGGGGAUGUACACCCCUGUAGAGGGCCGCCCAGAGGAUUCAGGGGACCUGGGGCAAAGCAAUUGCAGAGGCCCCUUCCAUAAAAAAAAAGUUGCAAUACUAUAGAAUACUAUAUUCUCGUAGGGGCCCCUGCGGGGCCUGGGGCAAAUUGCCCCACUUGCCCCCCUGGGGCAGCCCUGCUCCUGUCUGCACACGGGUGCACUUGGCACAGGCCGUGAUGCAAUAUGUACUUAUUGCUGCAUGGUUCUAACGGUGAAUAAACCUGUUUCUAUGGGAAGUGCAGCCACUAGCUGGAAUUGUGAGUUGUGUUUGCACAGAGAAUGGGGUCGAUUUCCUUUACAGUUUUCUGGUCCAUUUUUACCUUUUCUAAGGCGCCAGGCCAGGGCUCAGUCAGUGCUACUGAUGCUUCCUUUGUGCAAAGAGCUGUUAUCCCUUUAGGCUCUUGAAAUGUGUUGAACAGCUGCAAGUUCCACUGAAGCCAAUGGGGGCUGCAGGUGUUUGGAAUCUAGCCCUUAGAAACAGCUUCCAUGUUGCAUUUCUGUGGCAGAAUUUCCCCUUGUCCUGAGUGACCACUAAGGGGGUUGGGGAGGGGAGAGGAGGGGAUCCCCAGUCUCUCCAAAGGCUAAAGAUUCUGCCCGACAGGAGCACCCCAAGCACACAAAUUGUAACUUGUAGUGCCGGGCAGCCUGUCCCAUUGGUGCAGGUUAAGGCCAAAGCUGACCAGCUGCAGGGUAAUAUAGUAAACUCAGUUUCUGUUCCUCUCUCAGGAAAGAUUCCAUUGUGGGAACUAUGGCUUUGGGUUAGAAUUUUAAAAACCAGGUGGAUCUCUAGGUCUGUUGAGGGCAGCCCUGGGGCUCAUGGCAAGUUGCCAUGGUGGCCCUCUCUCACCUGGCCAGUUUCUGCCCUGUCCCAUGUGCUCCAGCUUUUGCAUCAGGCUCUAGGGCAGAUUUCCGGUUCUCACCAGUGAGACAACACUUCAGCCUCUCCUUGGUGGAGAUUCGCUGGAGCCCAGUCUGAGCAGCCAUACCGGAGCUGGGUACUGGCUGGAAAUCCAGAGUCUUAUCAUUGAGCAGAUGGUAAAGGCCAGGCCUGGCUCAGUUGUAACAUUGACAAGGUGACCUAGUCAGGGGUUUUCCACUUUAUCUGCUCUAGGACUCUCAGGUCUCCUGCCUCCCUCUGCUGGUGUGUGUCCCAGAGAGACUGGGGAUGGGUUACCAGGCCACAUUCCUUGGCUGCAGCAUUCUCUCUAGGUAGUGCAUAGAGCCGGUUUUGUUUAUUCUGCUCUGCCAGUCAGAACUGAAGUGCCUCCUAGUAAUUACAGUAUAAGGGGAGGGCAGGAGGGUCCGGGUCAUAUUAGCUGGUUAGAUAAUUGAGUCAUAUUCCACCCUUGUUUACACCAAUGGAGUAAUUCAGUUGGUGGAGUAACUCCAGGUUUGCCCUGGUGGAACGGAGAGCAUCAUAUGGCCCACUGGAUAAUGAAGCAUUUUGUUGCUGGGAGGAGAAGCCAGCCCGUUGAGGGGAACCUGGGGGUUUCUGCUUCCCAGCAUCCCUGCAUUAUAUGCUAGCACCAGGGUAAGUUAUAUGCAAACCUAGGAUGACUAUGUUACACACUUACCAAGGCUUUCUCUCGCCUGGCUUAAAAGGGGACAUAAAGAGCUCUUGGGGUCUGUUUCACCAGGGGCAUGGAGAGUGGGAGUCCUGGUGUAUUGCAGGGGCAGUUCUCCUGGACUGGGAAGGAAUGAAGGUGUCUUUGCUCUUUGCCUUUUCUGACAACCAGGUUCUGGAAGCGAGUGUCUCUUAAGUUUAACAGAGACCUUUAAACCAGCUGAGCCUGUCUGAGCCACACAGGGAGCUGCCGAACAGCAGCAAAGGAACAGGGAAGUGGAGCACUGCAUAAUACUCACAUGAAGUGACUGCUAAAGCUGGUAGUAUAGGGCGAUUCCUGACUUCACCUUUAUCUUACUGCUAUAAACUGAACAUGUGAAUGAAUUUGGGUGGCCAGGUGGGCUGAUGUGUUGUAGCAACCUUCCCCCAUGAGAGAUGUGGGUUCACAUUCAGUUUGGCAGCAUUAUGAUAAUUCCUACUGGGGAACUCUGUCUACCUGAUGAGCAUUUGGUGCUCAGGAGAAGCCCAGCUGAGAUCCUUUGGAAGAGCCAUUUGGUGAUCAGCAUUACCAUCUGGUGGUUUGCAGGCAAGCAUCGGGCAGGCUGCCAGAGCUUUUCAGGGGAAGCUUACAUGACCCCUUGCCACACGUGAAGAGACACUCAUCCCAGCCAUUUCUAAUGGAGUGGUUCUCCAGCUGUGGGCCAUGACCC
Gopherus flavomarginatus (Mexican gopher tortoise) is the source of this 7424-nucleotide messenger RNA. RefSeq names its product ring finger protein 157 (gene RNF157). Lineage: Eukaryota; Metazoa; Chordata; Testudines; Testudinidae. The transcript has 19 exons. Gene Ontology annotation, molecular function: ubiquitin protein ligase activity. Gene Ontology annotation, biological process: protein ubiquitination. Gene Ontology annotation, cellular component: cytoplasm. Bases 393 to 2456 code for a protein of 687 amino acids. The record is from RefSeq and is a predicted model, not a curated record.